CACAUGGUUCAGACGGGCAUGAGCGCUCCUUUUGGGGCGGCUGCGCCCGCUGGGUUUCCUACCCAGAACGGAGACGUGCAAAAGGAAGUGAAGGAUGCGACCGUGGCGCUGUUGCCAGCACCUGGACAAACGGCCGCAGCCGCAGUGGCCGCGGCAGCAGCGGCGGCGGGGACGGGACCACCCUUCAGUCCGCCGCCACCCCAAUCUGUCGCUCCCGACCAACAGGGUGCAGCAGGAGGAGGAGGCAACAACAUCGUCAAUAGUCCUGUCAGGGGUUCGGCGACGUAUUCGUGUGAACAACCCCAAGUAUUACAACAGCCUGAGGCCUCGGAGGCGGCAGCAGCACCUCCGACUGCAACAGGCACACCUGAAGCCACCCCUGCGGGUAGCACCCCUGCUCAAGAUCCUACCAAAAAUCAACCUAAACGAUUACAUGUCUCCAACAUUCCAUUCCGAUUUAGGGAUCCAGAUUUGAGAGCCAUGUUUGGGGUAAGCCUUAAGACAGUGAAGUAAUAUACAAAAUAAUAA
Molecule: messenger RNA, 528 nt
Organism: Agrilus planipennis (emerald ash borer)
Lineage: Eukaryota; Metazoa; Arthropoda; Insecta; Coleoptera; Buprestidae
Product: RNA binding protein fox-1 homolog 1-like
Exons: 2
Coding region: 4-513 (169 amino acids)
Biological process (GO): nervous system development; regulation of alternative mRNA splicing, via spliceosome
Cellular component (GO): nucleus; cytoplasm
Molecular function (GO): mRNA binding
Source: RefSeq, a predicted model, not a curated record